This is a messenger RNA of Helobdella robusta, 342 nucleotides long. RefSeq lists its product as hypothetical. The record is from RefSeq and is a predicted model, not a curated record. Bases 1 to 342 code for a protein of 113 amino acids. The transcript has 2 exons. Lineage: Eukaryota; Metazoa; Annelida; Clitellata; Rhynchobdellida; Glossiphoniidae.
AUGUGGUCUGAAAUAUUUCUGAUGUGCGUUGGGGUUAUCUGCGUGGCUUCUGAGAAAAAGGCAUGGAAUGUUUCAUCAAAUGCCUCUUUCCCGGGCUUGUAUGAAAUAGAAAUAAAUAAUACUGAGUCUUGCCUGUCGUUCUGCUACUAUAAGAAAGGUUGUUUCGUGGUCAACUUUGACGCCAGUGCCGUGCCUCCAUGCUCGAUUCAGGCCACAGACAUCAUCGUUGACUCUGCGCUGUUGAAAUCAAAAGAAAACGUCACUAAUUACAUUCUUGUCAAUGUUGACGCCAAACGUAAGAACAAUUUCUUCAAACAUUUUUUUGAAAAUUUAGUUGAAUAA